GAGCUGCCUCUAGUUCAACAGAAUAAAUUUGUAGGGAUGCAGGGCAAGAUUAUCGACAGUUGUAGUUGUCAACUAUAGGGCAAGGCGGGAGGGCUUAGCAGGGAUGGGACCUCCGUCGUAGGAUUCGGAGACUUGUUCCUCCCUUUCAUUCUUCCUGCGCUGCUUAAACGUAUCAUCUUCUGCACGACACCGUGCACCGCGGCCCGGCUUAUAUUGAGCCUAUUCAGUGCUAGUAAUUAAGGCUUUCCAGCUCACUGCCUCCUGAGGGGUCGCCUGCCCGCCCAUCAUACGCCACCUGGGACACCAUUCCAUUGCUCUUAGGCUGUCAGUCAUCAACAUCUGUGCCACAGGUUCAAAUUAAUAUUAUCCUGUGCAAUGCCUUUCUAAUAUCAAUUAUCACUUUGAAGUGGGAGAUUAUCAUGUGCAGUAAUUAGUGUCCAGAAGCACGUAGGUAUGAUAAAUAAAAGAUGGUCAAGGGGGACGUUCGUCGUGUGAGUCUCAGAAAAGUAUACUUGUGUAGUUCUUUGCCGUGUUUAUUUUUCCUCCUUUCCUUUUUGAAAACUGAUAUGUACAGUAAUUACCGAUAUACGCUGCCAAGGGCGACGCUUCCCACCACAUUCAUCUGUUGUUGCUUGACCUCGGACAAAUAAUGUUCAGUAUUACCACCAGUCGCCUUAAUACCGGUGCAGGACAAAGACCUUCCCCAACACCUGCCACUCACCUCUGUCGGCUGUACAUCUAUUCCAGCACACCCGAACAAUACUUGUGACCUCAUCCCUUCAUAUUGUUUCCUGUUUUUCUUGACGUCUUCCAUCAUUCCUAGAUUCCUGUUCCGUUACUCUCUAUUCCACUUCUGUCUGGAACAUGACUGGUAUCAACGAGCAGCACAACACCGGAAAGCCAAGAUUUACCUCAUGGCAGAUUGUGAAUGCGAGAGGUGGAUGCACGCGGCCAGACGACGGGUGACGGAGACCGGGUGGACGGGACGCUGCUGGAGGUAGAUCACGUGGCGGACUUCCACGAGGAGGCGGUGGCAGCGCUGUUCCAAGAGGACGCGCGGAGCACAGCAGUUCUUUCUCUCCUUGCGGGACUUACUGGACCUGGCCUUUGUGAAGCCGCCUAUGCCCACUGCCCUGGCUCCCUUACAGCCCGGCAAGCCAUGGGCGUGUUGUUCAAGGAGCUGCACAUUGCCCCCGCUACACCCAUGGACGCCCUCACCACAGCUUCCCCGCCGCGCCCCGCCACAGCACACCCAAACUUGGGCCUCGCCGGGAUGAGAAGAAAUCACACGCUCACUGCGGUCACAUCUGCACAGCAACACAGUAACACUUAUCAACACAACGAAGGCUAAUUCUCAACAAAGAAAAAUAUAACUUUUAACACAGUAACAUCUGAUUUUUAAAACAGCAACGCAUAACUCCUACUACAACAGCAACAAAGUAUCAACCAAGAAACUACUGAUUCUUAACUCAACAUGAUUCUUAAAACACCAACAUCUGAAUCCCAACACAACAACUAGCUUCACAAAGCAACACAUGACCUUUAACACAACACCUGACUCUUAAUACAGCAACACCACUCUCUUCACAAUAACGGCAGAUUUAUUAAAAGACAGAAACACUUGAUUAUUAAUACAAGAACACCAGAUACUUAACACCGCAACAUCCGAUUUUUAACACAGUAACACCUGAAGAUUAACACAGCAUAAAAGCACAUUACAGAUUAACGCCUCUCAACACAGCAACGCUAAUUCCUUACACGGCAACACAUGAGUUUGAACCCGUAUGUUGAGUUAUAUCACAGUAACAAUAAACUCAGCACAGCAACAUCGUACUCCUAAUAUAGCAACUCCUGACUUUCAUCACAAUAACACUUGACUCUAAAAAGAACAUAUGAUUUCCAGCACAGCAACACCUGACUCACAACACAGCAACACCUGGUAAAGAUUUUGUGACAAGAAACGCAAAAAAACAAAAUAAAUAAAUAAAUAGAUAAAUAAAAAUAAAUAUAUUAAAAAAUAAAAAAAAAUAAAUAAAAGAAUAGUGUCAGCGAACAGAUGUAUGAAAAAAAUUAUAGUAACAUAUGAUGUCAAUUAUCUUAUGUAGUGAGGAUUAACUAUUUUAUCAUUCAAUAUAGUAGACGCAAUAGGAAAGUUAUUGUUCCUUAACUGUUACUGUUGUUAGCAAGUAAAGUUUACAUUAAGUGAAGGUAUGCUGGUGUCUCGUGUUAUUUUGUUUUAGUUUUAAGAGACGCAUGUACAUAACUAAAAGUGUUAAGUUAUGUCUUGGUGCUUUAACCUUUUGUUUCUUUGUGUUUACAUCAUAGUGUUGUUUUA
This is a messenger RNA of Scylla paramamosain (green mud crab), 2335 nucleotides long. RefSeq lists its product as uncharacterized. The record is from RefSeq and is a predicted model, not a curated record. The transcript has 3 exons. Bases 929 to 1351 code for a protein of 140 amino acids. NCBI's taxonomy places the organism in Eukaryota, Metazoa, Arthropoda, Malacostraca, Decapoda, Portunidae.